Messenger RNA from Penicillium roqueforti, 333 nucleotides. RefSeq lists its product as uncharacterized. The transcript has 3 exons. The record is from RefSeq and is a predicted model, not a curated record. Lineage: Eukaryota; Fungi; Ascomycota; Eurotiomycetes; Eurotiales; Aspergillaceae. Bases 1 to 333 code for a protein of 110 amino acids.
AUGUCAUUCCUCACCUCCUUCCGUGCCUCAUCUCGCCAAGUUAUCCGGACAAACUUGGCCGUUCCAGCUUCUACGUUCCAUUCCUCAGCAGUCCGGAGCUUGAAAGAGGAUGAUAGGGGCCGCGAUGAUCUCUCCCACCACUACGAAUCCCAUAAGCAAGAAGGCCUCAAGAACAACAAGGAUGGCAGUGGAAAGUGGAAAUUCGAGCUGGCCAGUAACAGCGAGGCAGAGGUCAAAGCGGAUCGCGGUGAGUUAGAUGCCGAUCCUCCUUUCCAGGAGGCGCAGAAGGAGGCGAAGGAGGCGAAGCAACGGAGCCAGAAGGGCGCUCAUUAA